This is a messenger RNA of Prunus persica (peach), 2649 nucleotides long. RefSeq lists its product as uncharacterized. Lineage: Eukaryota; Viridiplantae; Streptophyta; Magnoliopsida; Rosales; Rosaceae. The transcript is spliced from 3 exons. Bases 1303 to 2388 code for a protein of 361 amino acids. The record is from RefSeq and is a predicted model, not a curated record.
AAAGAGAAAUGGAGAAGUAUAUCAGUUUUCUUCUUAGUGAAGAGCCUCUGUCUCUCUGGUUUUCAGUGCAUACAAUAUAAGAAAGGAAAUUAUGAGUUAUAAAAGUGAAGGCAAGUUAAAGUUAGAGACUUUUUCACUGUCUAUCUAUGCUUUAUGUGGAUUGUUUUUGUAGUCUCAACUUCAUCAGUGAAGUUGCGGAGAAGAAAGCCAGGUGGGUUUUCCGUACUUUUUUCCUAUUUCCUGUGGGUCUGUAUUUCUGUCUCAUUGAUCCAUUUGAAUUUUGAUGCAUUGGGUUUUUGGGACCUCAAAACUGGGUCUUGAUUUUUUGUAUUAACUUUUCAGUUGUUUACUGUUCUUGAGGUUCAUUAGGAUGCGUGUAUCGGCCUUACAGUUGUGCACAAUUUUCAGACUUUGAUCAUAAUGGAUACCCUUUGAUACAUUUUGAAGGAUUAAUCACUUGCUGUAUUUGUGACCGCAUUUUCAACUUAGCUCUUGGGUACCCUUGAAUUCUUUAUCAUCCCCGGGCAAGUUUAAACGAAUUUAUGUAUUUAUUUGGGAAAAUCAAAAGGAUCUAUAUCUGCUUUUAGUAUUAUUGUGACCGGACAUUGAAGACAAUUUUCUAUAAUGGGUUCUAUGAAUUAACUUAGUUCUGCACUUAGUUUGGUCUCUAAGCUUCUUGAGUGUGUAAUUUAAGUUGUACUCUCUAGGUUGUUCUGGGAUUUUUGAUUAGUUAUGACGUGGGAAAUUUUUAAUUAGUUAUCAUUUGGGAAAUUUUUAAUCUUGAUCAUCAAUCCAUGUUUUUACAUUUAUUUCUGAAUGUGUCAACAAAAUUUCUUAUUUGGGUUGCCCUUGAUUUUCCCUGCCUGCCUGUAUAAUGGUUCAUUGAUGCAUGCUCAUGGUUUACCCUUCUUCCUCUGAUUAUGUCCAGUUGAUUUUAUUCGAUUGUACUCCUAAUUAUUCCACUGGAAAUUAUUUUUUGGACAGUUAUCUUCUCAUUUGUUCUUUUCUUUUUGUCAUCAGUGCUUACAAGAUGCAUUUCCACUUCCUAUUAUCCAUUAUGUGCACUCAAGCUUUAUCAUUUGUGUAGCUAGGUGGAUGGUCAAUGUUGCUCACAACCUACUUCUUCACUCAUUGGUUACGGUGUUGGUUUGUUUUUUCAUAUGAUAGGUUUUGAACUUAGGAUUUACCUUUUUCCCAUCCUACUCCAGGAUUUAGUGGUUACUACCAUCGAUUUACAGUAAGGAAUUGCUGGUUCCUCUUAAGAGAAGUGAGCUGUUUAGAAUAUUACAGAGGAAGAUAAGCAUGCCACGUGCAAAAAGGUUUGGUAAUAAAGGUUCGUUAGAUUCUGACUCAGUUAGGAGUGCUACAUCUCCCCUAGAUUUCAGAGUUCUUUACAAUCUUAGCAACCCAUUUAGUCUCAAGUCUGGUAGACCAUCGUCACAAAAUGGAAAUCAAACGAAAUGGGAUUGUGGUAAAGAAGGCCUCGGCAUUGUCAAUUCACUCGGUGAUGAAACUAAAGCAACUAGUGAAGUUAUUGGUUCACCAAAGAGGAAGAAUAUAAUUUUUGGAUCACAGGUGAAAACUAUCGUCGCUAACUCCUCAAAGAUUUAUUAUGAUUCAGACGAUUGUCCCAUCAAGUCCAAAUCUUUAAAUAGGAACUACAUAACUCUCGAUCCCCAACACCAAGCAGACAAAGUGAAUGGUUUCUUUGGGAGUGUGGGACGUCCUUUGGAAUCUGAACCAUCUGAAAACAUUGCAUCAUUCUUGUUGAACUCCAGUGGUUCCUCACAAAGUGGCUCUAUGUAUGAUCCAAACUUGAGGUUCAAAAGUCUUGAUUCAGUGGAUAAAACUUUGAGUUCAUCUUUAGUUUUAGGCAGAAGUUUCCAAGUAGAAAAUUCAGUGGGUUUCAAACCCAGUUCACUUCCAGUACCCAUUGCCUCUACCCAUCAAUAUGCAUCCUCUAUCUCUGCAAGAGAGAUAGAACUGUCUGAGGAUUAUACCUGUAUAAUUUCUCAUGGUCCAAAACCUAAGACAACUCAUAUUUUUGGGGACUGUAUUUUGGAAUGUCACACAACUGAGUUAAACAAUUUUGAUGAAGCAAAACUCUGGAUAGAAUCACCUCGAGUGGCUAAGUACCAGGACAGAUUGGCAAAUGAGCAUUUGGAUGAAGCUUUGAGACUCUGUUACACCUGCAAGAAGAACUUGGAUGGAGAAGAAAUGUACAUGUGCAGAGGUGAGAAAGCAUUUUGUAGUUUCGAUUGUCAUUCGGAGAAGAUUUUUGCUGAAGAGGAAAUAGAAAGUACUUGUGAAAAUUCUGCAGGUAGCUCUUCUGAAAGCUACCAUGAAGAUCUCUUCUUAUUCGGCAUGCAUUGUGAGGACAUAGAAUAGUCAUAGGUCUUGCUGUCUAUCAUUUUGAGCUGAUGGAUUUCAAGUGGCUGAACGCCCUGAUCAUCAGUUUUUUUCUUAUUGUUUCCUAAUUCGCCGCAAUUAAGUGUUCAUCUAAGAAGCCCUUUGGACCUGGUGAACUCAUUAGUGAGUGCACGGAAUAUUUAAAUAACACCUUGCCAUUUACUUCUCAUUAUUUCUUGAGGUAUAUAUAUGAUGUUUUAUCUUUGACAACGUAUAUCAUGGAAAGGUCACAGAUUGUUA